GGCAGCCGCGGGGCGGCUGGACAGCUCUCCCGCCGCCCGGCCUGGGCCGCCGCCCGGGGGGGCGCCGCCGGUGGCGGGGAGCGGGCCGGCUCCCCUCAGUGGGCGGCCCCUCGUCCCUCCGGCGGCCCCGCCUCGGCCGCGACCGACGUCAGUGGCCGUCGGGGCCGAGCCCCUCGCCCGCCCCCGCCCGCGCGCCCCGCCGUCCCGCCCGCUCCCGCUUCCCGCGCCCGGCGUUGGACAGCGGCAGCCACCGCCUCGGCCCGGCCCGCCGCCCCGCCGCCGCCCUCCUCGGGAGCCGCGCAGCGCGAAGAUGGCGGCGUACAAAUUCCUCCUGCCGCCGCUCAGCCUCCGGAUCCUCCGUCCCGCCGCGCGGGCGCGGGGCGCCGGGGCUCAGAUUUCUGGAUGCUAUUUUUCUACCAGCUCUCAUCACAACAGCAAAUUUUACACUGAUCCUGUUGAAGCUGUAAAAGAUAUACCCAAUGGGGCAACUAUACUUGUUGGCGGUUUUGGAUUGUGUGGGAUUCCUGAAAACCUCAUCGGGGGUUUACUGAAGACUGGAGUGAAGGAAAUAACGGCAGUCAGUAAUAAUGCAGGUGUUGACAAUUUUGGACUUGGUCUCCUGCUUCAGACUAAGCAGAUAAAACGCAUGGUGUCAUCGUAUGUUGGAGAGAAUGCUGAAUUUGAACGCCAGUAUUUAUCUGGUGAGCUUGAAGUUGAGCUUACACCUCAGGGUACACUUGCUGAACGUAUUAGAGCCGGAGGAGCAGGAAUCCCAGCAUUUUACACCAGUACUGGCUAUGGGACACUGGUGCAGGAAGGGGGAGCGCCUAUCAAAUACAACACUGAUGGCACCAUUGCCAUUGCCAGCCAGCCAAGAGAGGUGCGAGAGUUUGAUGGUCGUCACUUUAUUCUGGAGAAGUCAAUUACAGGAGAUUUUGCUCUUGUGAAGGCCUGGAAGGCUGAUCGUGCAGGAAACAUAAUUUUCAGGAAAACUGCAAGAAACUUCAACCAACCUAUGUGCAAAGCUGCCAGGACAACUGUGGUAGAGGUAGAAGAAAUUGUUGAUAUAGGAGCAUUUGCUCCAGAAGACAUUCAUGUUCCCAAAAUCUAUGUUGAUCGUCUGAUACAAGGAGAGAAGUUUGAGAAGAGAAUUGAACGCUUAUCAAUUAGAAAGCCUGAAGACUCAAAAGCCAAACAAAAACAAGGAGACAACGUGAGGGAGAGGAUCAUCAGACGGGCUGCUUUAGAGUUUGAGGAUGGCAUGUAUGCUAAUCUGGGUAUUGGAAUUCCACUGCUGGCCAGUAACUUCAUCAGUCCAGACAUAACUGUUCACUUACAGAGUGAAAAUGGAGUCCUGGGUUUGGGUCCUUAUCCACUUGAAAAUGAAGUAGAUCCAGACCUGAUUAAUGCAGGUAAGGAGACAGUCACUGUUCUUCCAGGUUCUUCCUAUUUCUCUAGUGAUGAAUCAUUUGCAAUGAUAAGAGGAGGUCAUGUUGAUUUGACAAUGCUUGGAGCUAUGCAGGUGUCCAAGUACGGUGACCUGGCCAACUGGAUGAUUCCCGGUAAGAUGGUGAAAGGAAUGGGGGGUGCCAUGGACCUGGUAUCCAGUGCACAGACCAAAGUGGUUGUUACCAUGGAGCACUCAGCUAAGGGCAAUGUCCAUAAAAUCUUGGAAAAGUGCAAUUUACCACUUACUGGGAAACAAUGUGUAAACCGCAUCAUUACAGAGAAGGCUGUGUUUGAUGUGGACAAGAAGAAGGGUUUGACCCUUGUGGAAAUCUGGGAAGGACUAACAGUGGAUGAUAUCAAGAAAAGCACUGGCUGUGACUUCACAGUUUCGCCAAAACUAAUACCAAUGAGGCAGAUUUAAACGUGAAAUACAGACUGGGCUUAAUUUGCUAGAAGGCUUGUUUCCAAAUGGGAGCUCAGUGAAGAGAAAUCAAUGUCUGGUUUGCAAUUUUACUACUUUUUUCUUUUUUUUUUUUUUUUUUUUGUAAGGGCUCUUUAAGUAGUUUCCAGAUAGUUACAGCCUGAGUUUAAGUAUCAGCCUAAGUUGUAUUUUAACUUCAUUACAUUACCAAUUGAAAUUGAAAAGGUGAAUUUAUUCCCUAAAUUUUGAAUAAUGUUAUACUAAAAUGUUAAUGAAUAUUGUAAAAAAAAUGCCUUGUAUUGUCUCUGCCAAAUACUACAUUUUUCACAGAGAAUCAGAAAAUGAUCAUGCAAAACUUAUGAUUUCCUCUGCUUUUUGUGAUGUCGUUAAACUUACCAGUCACUCCAUUGCUCUGGAACUAUAGCACUUAUCAUGUCCAUUCUUCUGUAAAGGUGUGGAGGUUGUUUUUUUCUGGAGUUGUAGAGAGACAUCAGGAAUAUGGACUUACUUGCCUUUUCCUGAACUUUUUAAUGAGUCUGUGACAGAACUGUAUAUACCAGUGGAAAUAACUGGGUCCUUAGCCCUGAAUGUAUCUAUCUACUAUUUCCAUGGUGUGUGUCAGCUGGCAUUAAGAAGCCUACACCUCCCAAUGUCCAACUCUGACCCCUUAUAUUUAAAUCCUACAAACUAGAAUGGGACUAGUAUGAAGGAGGGAAAUCGAAAAGUCUCCAUCCCCAUGCAGACAGCUGGUGGCUACACGUUGUCCCAUGUGAACCACUCUUAUUCUCCAGGUAGAAUCCUUCUCCCCAGCCCUCAUUCAAAGGCAAAUUAAGAUUGUUCCUGGAGUCAGGUCUGUCCUUCCAGUGUUACACAGGAAAACAGGGGAAGAGAAUGUUGUGGGCACUUUGAAGUUUCUUCUGAAUGGAACGCAGCUCAUUAAAGCUGGAAGCAGUAAGUUUGCAUGACUUGCCAAUCAAGGCAUUGGCAAAAACUAAGCCAAACUCAUGAUAACUAGAAUGAAUGCCAUGAGACAAUCAAAAUGAAAAUUUAUUCUUUCAUACUGGUUCUGCUGUUUGAGAAAGAUCUUCCUUUCCCUGUUAUUAAUUACAAAAUGACUGUUACUUUUGCAAGGGGGUAAUAUGACAGCAUUGGAUCUCACAUACCAAAUCAGCACAGUAGGUCUUUAUUAUACAGAGCAUGAACUGACUGGAAAUCUGCAUUUAAAGUGUAAUGGUUUCUGUCAUUCAUAUAAAUAGUAACAUGUAAAACACUUCAGUUAAAAUAGUUCCUGACAUAAUGUUUGAUAUCAGGACAGGAGCAGAUUAAGUGACUGAAAAACAUGUAAACUGUAUACGCACAAAUAAAUUUAUAAUUAUAUGCCUAUCAUGUGUGUGAUAAGCAGUGUUGGGAUAUGGUGUAGAAGGGCAUUCUAGUACUAGGUGGAUGAGGUAUUCACUGUCAUUGUCAGUGUGUGUUGUGGAAGCACUGUAACACAUUUCUAGGGAAACAGAUAGGAAAAUCCCACAAUAUUUAGCUCCUGUACUAGCCUUUGUACUGCAUUUUUCCAUGCUAAAGUAAGAAAUGCUUCUCUUUCAUGGGACAGUUAUAAAAUCGGUCUUGAUCCACCCAUGGACUUGAUAGCAGUAAAGCUGUUUUUAUUAGAGAGAUUAUUUUGUUUAGUUGCCCUUACUCUAAACAAUUCUUUGAUAAUCUCUUUUCAAUACCAAGUAGGUUAUCCUUAUUCCCACAAAGGAAUAAACAAAAUGCCUUUGUAAGCACCUUUAUGCAGGUACAAAAGUACUGCCACAAUACUAAGUUUUAUGACUUGAAGUUAUGGGUGCUAAUGGGUGGUAAGGUGUUGUAUAGCCUGAAUGUGUAGGCAAGACCUGAAGCUGAGCCCAUGGGAAGAAAGUGUGUUGUACAAAGACCAGUGCUAAUUUCCUGAUUAAACAUAUAGACGUGAGUGGCUGGUAGGUAAUUUGCAUGCAAGGCUUGAAACAACAUUGCUCAGAGUGGUCCAGAAUAUUAGCACAGGUUUAGCACAAGUUAGAUUUUAUCAAGCUUUAGUUUUAACCUAUUGUCUCUGUUUAGGUGUAUUCCCUAUGUUAUUCACUCAUUCCAAACAAGUUACUUAAAGUUUGGCUAUUUCUACUGCUGUAGAGGUGGACUGAAGUUCUGCUCACAGAGGUUUUGCAGAUUAAAAGUCUCUGUAUAGCAAAAACUGACUCUAUUUUCACUCAGUAUGAAACUUUUUGUUUUGGAGCAUGUUUGAGAGCAUGGAUGUGAUCCCUGAAGGUAUCUUGCUCAUCACUACUCAGAGCUCCUGUAAACAGUACUCAAAAUGGAUGCUGGUUCUAAAGAAGUAUAAGUACUAUUAUUUAGUAGAGAAAGGGAGUUGCUAUUAAUUUAUCCAGAGAAAAAGAUAAUCUUUAAAUAGCUGUGGAAGUCUUAAAGAAAUCUAUAAAUGAAAUGUUGACCUGUUGCAAUUACCUAUAGUACAUUAAUUGUAGGACUGAUUAGUUAAUUACAGCAAACAUUUAUUGGCAUAUAUAAAGUACUGGAGGAGUGUCUGAGGGUGCAUGCGAUCAGGUGUGUGCUGCUUCUGCCAUAGAACUAUGCUUUGCUGGCAUACGCACAGAAACCAUCAUUGUUAUUAAUGUAUGGCUAUGAAAAGACUAAGGACCUGAUGUCUAGGAGUUCCGCGCCUUGGUUUCUGAAGCAAAGAAUUAGGAGCCACGAACUCCUGAGUUUCAGCUUUUCCAUUUCUCCACUUCCUGCCUUGAAAAAAUUCAUCUGUGCUUUCUGCCUUGUCUCCUGUUGCUGGAAAAUGAGGAUAUUUUCUUUCAUACCUCAUGGGGAUGUUGUGAGGAAUAAUUAGCUAAGGUCCAUGCAACAGGUUGUCUUUUAUCUUCAGCUUGGAGAUCAGACUUGAUCAAGAGUGUGGAAGAGUACUUGAAGACUGCCAUAUAUGCUGGAUAUUUGAGUUCUGUGUCUUCUCUUAUUUGUAUCAGUGUUAAUGCAAGAGAGCAAAAGCCAAUAUGGUGCUGAAAACUGGGGAUGAAAACUGGGGAUGAAAGGAGAACAAGCUCUCUCCAUAAAAAAACAGUGGUGCAAAUAUCUGUAUGUCACACUUGAAUUUUUCUAUCUUGAGAACAAUAUAUUGCAGUAGAAUACUGGUAUUGUUAUGAAAACAUCAUGUAUCCGCACAAGCUAAUUGCUAAAAGCAGUGGCUCCAUUUUCUAAUUGAUUUGUAAAGUAAGAUUAGAAAUUAAAGCACUCGUAAGUAUUUUCAUAGAUAAAGUUUACUCUAAGCAGUAUUUGCUAGGAUCGUGUUACAGGGGUGAGAGCUUCUCGUUCCUCUGUGGUGGGUGAUGGUAUGCAUGAAGGUUUAUUGAGACGCCGCCUGCUGACAGCACUUCACAAGACAAGGACAGUUGAUACCCUUUGUCCUGAAGAAGGUGAUGAUUCUACUAUAUUACCACAUUGGACUUACUGCACUUCAAUUUUAUUGAUUUUUUUCCCUGAAAAAAAAGCAAAAAAAAAUAUGAAAUAUUAUAGAAUAUGUAGUUGUACUGUAAACUCUGCAAACUAAACAUCAAAGUUCUUCUAUGUAUUGGCAAAAGAAUCAAUAAAGUAAAGAUUAAAAAUCUUGA
Molecule: messenger RNA, 5523 nt
Organism: Falco peregrinus (peregrine falcon)
Lineage: Eukaryota; Metazoa; Chordata; Aves; Falconiformes; Falconidae
Gene: OXCT1
Product: 3-oxoacid CoA-transferase 1
Exons: 17
Coding region: 311-1870 (519 amino acids)
Biological process (GO): ketone body catabolic process
Cellular component (GO): mitochondrion
Molecular function (GO): succinyl-CoA:3-oxo-acid CoA-transferase activity
Source: RefSeq, a predicted model, not a curated record